Mus caroli (Ryukyu mouse) is the source of this 521-nucleotide messenger RNA. The record is from RefSeq and is a predicted model, not a curated record. NCBI's taxonomy places the organism in Eukaryota, Metazoa, Chordata, Mammalia, Rodentia, Muridae.
AUGGAAGAGCUGAAGGUCUUGUCUGACACUUACAGCGCUGAGAAAGUGGAAGUGCAUCGCCUCAUCAGGGACCGUUUGGAGGGAGCCAUUCGCCUCCAAGAGCAGGACCUGGAGAAGUCAAGACUGGUCCUGCACACCUAUGAGGCCCUGGGAGAAGACUUUGAGAGCCUGGUAAAGGAGUACACACAGCUCAGACUGGCAGCCGACAACAAGCGCUGGGCCCUCCAGGAGCUAAGCAAGGCCCACCGCUGAGCUGAAUGGAGGCAGAACCAGGAAGCGUGAAUUCUCCAUGACCACCUUCUCUUCUUGCUCAGUGGACCACCUCCACCACAAGGGAAUAUGGGGACACUUGCUUAAAACACUGCAAUCUUCACAACAGCCUUCUGGUUUCUCUUUCUUGUUUACAAUGACAACAAGAAGAGACCUUCUGGGUCUCUUCUGGAAAUGUAGCUAUCAGAUGUAUAAAAUUCCGUACAUAUCUGUUUUGUAAUAAUUUCCUGAAUAAAGUUGUAGUAUUGUAC